AUGGCAAACCAACUGCUUAAACCCUUAACCAACUCUCCUAAACCGGUUCUGACCAAAGAAGAAGAUUCUCAAGAAAUGGUUGCCUUGCAAGCCCAGAGGAUGGUCUACUCCUUGACAUUCCCAAUGGUUUUCAAAGCCGCCUUGGAGCUAGGAGUCAUCGACACGAUCACUUCCGUUGAGGACGUCAUGUGGCUCUCACCUUCCGAGAUAGCGUCUCGUCUCCCUACCAAACCCACCAACCCGGAGGCUCCAAUGCUACUGGACCGGAUGUUGCGCUUACUCGCCAGCCACUCGGUCUUGAAAUGUCGUGUGGUUGAAACCGAGAAGACCGGAAGGGUUUACGCAGCCGAACCGGUUUGCAAGUUGUUCUUGAAAGAUAGAGAUGCCUCGGGUUCUCUCUUGUCUUUCUUCAUGUUGUGCCAAAACCAUGUCAUUUUCAAGGCUUUGUCACAUCUCAAGGAUGUGAUAUUAGAAGGAAAAGAUGCAUUUGCUUCUGCCCAUGGCAUGAGAGCCUUUGAAUACUUGGGUUCGGAUGAACAAUUCGCAGACAUGUUUAACCUAGCAAUGUCGGAAUCUUCAACCUUGGUCAUGAAAAAGAUUCUAGAAGUUUACAAAGGAUUCGAAGAUGUUGAUACUUUGGUGGAUGUUGGUGGAGGAGUUGGAACAGUACUAGGUCUAGUCACUUCCAAGUAUCCUCAUAUUAAAGGCAUCAAUUUCGAUUUAGCAUCGGUUAUAGCCAAUGCCCCUCCCUAUCCCGGAGUGCAACAUGUGGCUGGAGAUAUGCUUACCGGAGUUCCAAAGGGAGAUGCUAUUUUCAUGAAAUGGGUGUUGCAUGCUUGGAACGACGAGAACUGUGUUAAAAUUCUCAAAAACUGUUGGUCGAGUCUUCCAGAAAAAGGAAAAGUGAUAGUCGUGGAGAUGGUUAUGCCAACAGAACUAAAGAGUGAUGAUGACUAUUCUCCUAACAUUGGGUAUACUGUGGACAUGUUCAUGCUAUCACUACGUGGGAGUGGUGGAGAAAGGACUCUUUCUCAAUUUGAGGCUUUAGCUUAUGAUUCAGGCUUUCGUCGUUGUGAGUUCAUUUGCCGUUCCUUUUCGUUCUCUCUUAUUGAGUUUCACAAAUAG
Messenger RNA from Eruca vesicaria subsp. sativa (arugula), 1125 nucleotides. NCBI's taxonomy places the organism in Eukaryota, Viridiplantae, Streptophyta, Magnoliopsida, Brassicales, Brassicaceae. The record is from the annotation of a GenBank genome assembly.